Molecule: messenger RNA, 879 nt
Organism: Microthlaspi erraticum
Lineage: Eukaryota; Viridiplantae; Streptophyta; Magnoliopsida; Brassicales; Brassicaceae
Source: the annotation of a GenBank genome assembly
AUGGCGAGAGUAACACCACUAUCGUCUUCUUCAUCGACUCAUCUUAUCCACAAUCUUCUCCGACUUCCGGAACCACCGUCUUCGGUCUGUCUCUUCCUUAGACCCUUUUGCUUCUCUGCUUUAACCUCUCAAUCCAACCACCGUAACAAGCCUCGCUUUCAAUCAUUAUCUUCCUCAAAGCCCCUUCCUUCUCCUUCUACUUAUACCUCAAUCGUAGCGAAAUCCUUGUCUUCCAUCGAUGAACCAGAUAUCGAAGAAGACGAAGAGAGCGAGGAAGACGAUUACAGCGCAGAAGAAUACCAAGACGAAGACGAAGAAGACGAAGAAGAUGAGCUGGAGGGUGGAAUGGUUUCCGCGGAAGCAACUGAGGAGGUUUCGGAGAUGGGUUUAGGGGAGAAGGAGGAGAAAACAGAGAAGAUGAAGAAGAAGGCUCGAGGCUCGGGUCUGAAGUUGUCGAUAAAGGAGAAGAAGGAAUUGGCUUCUUACGCGCAUAGUCUGGGUGAUAAAUUGAAAUGCCAGCUCGUAGGAAAAUCUGGCGUCACUGAUUCAGUGGUUUUCUCCUUCCUCGAGACUCUCGAGAAGAACGAGCUCUUAAAGGUGAAAAUACGGAAGACAUCGCCAGAUGAGCUAGAGGAUGCGGUUAGGCAUUUGGAGGAAGCGACAGGUUCAGUAGCAGUAGGACAAAUCGGACGGACCGUGAUACUGUAUCGGCCUAGUCCCACCAAAAUGAAAGCAGAGGAGAAGAAGAAGGAAGUUGAGAGAUUGUCGAUUAGAAGGAGACAGAAGUUCACAAACACUAGACCCUUUGUUAGAAGAGAGUUUUCAGAAAGACCUGAUGGACGUGGACGCAGAGGCGGAAGUAGAGUUGCAACAACAUGA